AUGGUUGGAGUUGUACCUCUCCAUCCAUUGACUUCAACGAUCUUACCUUCUUUGUUCUCGCCUUCGGCAACGUAUCAUUCCGCACAACCAAAUAUUUUCAACUGCGCUGCAUCAGUACCUACGAAAGAACAAGACGUAGAUCGAAUUAGUAUUGGCAUGGAAACAUCACAACAUGACAUGCGUAAAGAAAAAAAUGGCCAUGAUUGUUCGACAGUGCAAGGACGUGUGGCUGAUGCAAAGGUGGAUCUUUUAAAUUCUUUACAUCCUAUACUUCUAUCAUUAUGGCUAGAUACUGCACCAUCAGUAUUUGGAACAAUUUCGUCUUUAACUCGUGUAACACCUGCACUUCAAAUAGUUUACCUUGAUAUUAUGGAUAAACAGUGGAUAGAGAACAACUUAAAGCCACUGCUUAAACAUUUUGUAAUAUACUUUCCGUUUGGUGCAGAGUCUGCAGAUGUAUGUGACUUAAAGGUUGAACCUAUUAUACAAGAAAUGAAUAUCAUGUUUUGCGAAUUGGUGAUAUUAUUUUUGACUGCAGCAAAAUCUUCAAUGGAAAUCGUUAUGAAUAAAAAAGGCAUAUCGAACAAUACAGAGACUGGAUUAUUUAAAAAGCAAAAAAAACCAUCUAAAUCAGAAACUCAUGAACUACAUUCUUUGUGGACAGAGCAAAUUGCUGAAUAUGUUAUGGGGAUUUUGGGAUCUGAUUCAAUUGAAGAUAAUAAUAGAUUGUUGAGGGUUAGAUUUAAACCAGAAAAUUUGAAAAAUUUGAUACCUACAUUAUGGGGAUUAUUAAAUUAUUCUAAUAAAGAAUUACAAGAAUCUAUUUUUCAGACAAUAUUGGAUUAUUCAAAACGAUGUCGCACUCAAUCAACAACAAAACGAAUUUGUAUAGAAUUUAUUUCUAAAAUUUUAAUGGUUCAAAGCUUUUCAAAUUAUAAAGAUUCUUUCUGCAUGCAAAAAGAAUCUUCUUUAGUCAAGUCGCUUCAAAGUUGGGUAUUAAUGUUACCGAAAUUAUUAUACGAGUUAAAAACGGAUAGUUUUGAAACAAGUCAGAAUAUUUUGACUGUUUUAUGUGAUAUUGCAAAACGCGGGAAUAAAAGCAUUUUUGGAGAAGAGAUUUUGGAACAACUUCAAGUAUCACUUGUGCCAUUUUUUUACACAGAUUCACGAAAUAAAGAACCUUUAUAUGGGCCAUUUAUAUUAUUAUCGCAAAUGCAUCAACGUAAAACUAUUGAAUUUCUUUUUUACUGCCCAAGAAUUAUUGAUGAAAUGAUGCUUGCAUUGAAGCAAGUGUUAAAGAGAGAUGAGUCUAUAUUUAUUAAAUCUUAUAUAAUGUGUUUAUCUGAAAAAUUUUCAGAGGUAACAUCUUUAUAG
Racocetra persica is the source of this 1374-nucleotide messenger RNA. NCBI's taxonomy places the organism in Eukaryota, Fungi, Glomeromycota, Glomeromycetes, Diversisporales, Gigasporaceae. The record is from the annotation of a GenBank genome assembly.